Messenger RNA from Pterocles gutturalis (yellow-throated sandgrouse), 1519 nucleotides. RefSeq names its product PH and SEC7 domain-containing protein 3-like. Gene Ontology annotation, biological process: regulation of ARF protein signal transduction. Gene Ontology annotation, molecular function: phospholipid binding; protein binding; guanyl-nucleotide exchange factor activity. The annotation marks the transcript as partial. The transcript is spliced from 12 exons. The record is from RefSeq and is a predicted model, not a curated record. NCBI's taxonomy places the organism in Eukaryota, Metazoa, Chordata, Aves, Pterocliformes, Pteroclidae.
AAAUGCUGAACUGCAGAAUGUGGUGUUAGAUGCCAGUGCUGCCAUGGGGAGCAAUGAACUUUGGGAGAAGGAUGCCACCGGAGCCCUUGGCCACGAUCUCAGCAAUGGCAGCAGCAGCAAUGUGGAAGCAGCCAGGCGCCUGGCUAAGCGCCUCUACCAUCUGGACCGGUUCAAACGCUCUGAUGUAGCAAAGCAUUUGGGUAAAAACAAUGAAUUCAGCAAGCUUGUGGGCGAAGAAUACCUGAAGUUUUUUGACUUCACAGGCAUGACACUGGACUACUCACUCAGGAGUUUCUUUAAAGCCUUUUCACUUAUCGGCGAAACUCAGGAAAGAGAGAGAGUUUUAAUCCACUUCUCCAGCAGAUACUACCAGUGCAACCCAAACACCAUUUCUUCUCAAGAUGGAGUUCACUGUCUCACGUGUGCCAUGAUGCUGCUGAACACAGACCUGCAUGGCCAUAACAUUGGGAAAAAGAUGACCUGCCACGAGUUCAUUGCUAACCUCCAGGGGAUGGAUGAUGGCAAAGACUUCCCAAAAGGACUGUUGAAGGCCCUCUACAAUUCAAUCAAGAAUGAGAAGCUGGAAUGGGCAGUGGAUGAAGAAGAGAAAAAAAAGUCUCACUCAGAUGGUACAGAUGAAAAGGAUAAUGGGAGCCAAACAAAGGCUGUCAGUCGAAUUACCAACUCAAAUAACCCAUUCCUGGACAUCCCUCAGGACCCCAGUGCUGCUGUGUAUAAAACUGGAUUUCUGGCUCGGAAAAUCCAUGCGGAUAUGGACGGAAAGAAAACUCCCCGGGGAAAGCGAGGCUGGAAAACCUUUUAUGCUGUGCUGAAGGGAACAGUCCUGUACUUGCAGAAGGAUGAAUAUAAGCCAGAAAAGGCUUUGUCAGAGGAAGAUCUGAAGAAUGCAGUUAGUGUGCAUCAUGCGCUGGCAUCCAAGGCAACAGACUAUGAGAAGAAACCAAAUGUCCUCAAGCUUAAAACAGCAGAUUGGAGGGUCCUGCUUUUCCAAGCCCAGAGCCAAGAAGAAAUGCAGAGCUGGAUCAACAAGAUCAACUGUGUGGCUGCUGUGUUCUCUGCACCACCAUUUCCAGCGGCUAUUGGCUCUCAGAAGAAGUUCAGUCGCCCACUCCUGCCAGCCACCACAACAAAGCUAUCUCAGGAUGAACAGCUGAAGUCCCAUGAAGCUAAGCUGAAACAGAUCUCCACUGAGCUUGCUGAACAUCGCUCCUAUCCUCCUGACAAGAAGCUCAAAGGCAAGGAAGUAGAUGAUUACAAACUGAAGGACCACUAUCUGGAGUUUGAGAAAAAUCGCUAUGAGAUUUAUAUUGGCCUCCUGAAAGAAGGGGUGAAGGAGCUGCUGAGCGGAGGAGAGAACGAUGCACCAGGACUGAAGAAAUCCCACUCGAGUCCCUCAUUGAAUCAGGAGUCUCCAGUUAGUGCCAAGGUGAAACGCAAUGUCUCAGAGAGGAAGGACUACAGGCCAGAAACACCCAGCAUUAAGCAGAAGGUCACUUAG